CAGGUAAAUUGGAGCGUCAUUCUGCGUCAUUCAGCGUCUAUUGAAGCCUUUGAUGACUUCCGCAAACAAAUCACGAGAGGCGUCAAUAAUCACUACAGAGUGCACGAGAGGAGGGAGAAGCGUUUUAUAUUAGAUUGGACCGGAGAGAUCGGAUUUGUACAGCGGUGGAGUCUGGAGCUCCAUGUCUGGGAUCCGGAAAGUCAUGACGAACUUCCGCCUGGCCGUGGUGCAGCUGCACGUCACACAGCUGAAAUCGCAGAACUUGUCUCGAGCUCAGAAGCUGGUGAAGGAGGCGGCAGGUCAGGGGGCAAAGAUCGUGGUCUUACCAGAAUGCUUUAACUCUCCGUACAGGACGGGAUACUUCGCCAAAUACGCUGAGAAAAUUCCGGGAGAAUCGACGCAGGUCUUGUCCGAGGUCGCUGCUGAGUGUGGGAUUUAUCUAGUAGGAGGCUCUAUCCCAGAGGAGGAUGGAGGGAAACUCUUUAACACCUGCCCAGUGUUUGGACCUGAUGGCAAAUUACUGCUGAAACACAGAAAGAUUCACCUGUUUGACAUCGACGUUCCCGGGAAAAUCCGUUUCCAGGAGUCGGAGACGCUGAGUCCCGGGAGCAGUUUAUCGGUGUUUGAGACACCGUACUGUAAAGUGGGAGUUGGGAUCUGCUAUGACAUUCGCUUCGCAGAACUGGCCCAGAUCUACGCAAAGAAAGGUUGUCAGUUGUUGGUUUACCCUGGAGCCUUUAACAUGACCACAGGACCUGCUCACUGGGAGCUGCUUCAGAGAGCUCGGGCGGUCGAUAAUCAGGUUUACGUGGCCACGGCUUCACCGGCGAGAGACGAAAGUGCCAACUACGUGGCCUGGGGUCACAGCUCGGUCGUCAACCCCUGGGGUGAAGUGAUCACAAAAGCACAGUCGGAGGAGAGCGUAGUGUACGCAGAUAUCGGUCUGCAGUACCUGUCUGACGUGCGGGAACAGAUCCCGAUCACUAAGCAGAAGCGUAACGAUAUAUACGAGGUUAAAGUAGUAAACGAGGGCUGAGCAGAUGAUCGCUUUGCCUGACUGAGACCCUGUGUAUACCUGCUACAUCUCAGAUCUGAAUUAUCGAGAUCAAAAAAUCUCCAAUUCCCACAGAGGUUUUAUAAUAAAUUUAAGUCUAUUUUCAAUAA
Molecule: messenger RNA, 1164 nt
Organism: Silurus meridionalis
Lineage: Eukaryota; Metazoa; Chordata; Actinopteri; Siluriformes; Siluridae
Gene: nit2
Product: nitrilase family, member 2
Exons: 10
Coding region: 182-1036 (284 amino acids)
Biological process (GO): oxaloacetate metabolic process; L-glutamine metabolic process
Cellular component (GO): mitochondrion
Molecular function (GO): omega-amidase activity
Source: RefSeq, a predicted model, not a curated record